This is a messenger RNA of Effrenium voratum, 3720 nucleotides long. The record is from the annotation of a GenBank genome assembly. Lineage: Eukaryota; Dinophyceae; Suessiales; Symbiodiniaceae.
AGCAUUCAGCAUCUCAUAGCAUCUCUCUCCUGAAGUGCAGCCCUGCUGCAAGUCUUGGUAUGCUCUAAACCACAGACGAGAUGGCUCAUCUGCCUGUUGCUGAAGGCGAUGAUGCUGAUGCCCCGCAGAUUUAUCAGGAAGAUUCAUGGGUCAUCAUCGACAGUUUCUUCCAGGAGAAGGGGCUGGUCUUCCAGCAAUUGGGGUCCUUUGAUCAGUUUAUCGUUUAUGAGAUGCAGAGAGUGGUUGACGCUCAGACGCCCAUCGAGUGCAAGCCGCAGGAUCAGUACAAUCCUGAAGAGAAGGUGGACAGCAAAAAGGUCUACGUGUGGAAGUUUGGACAGCUCCACUUCAAUAAGCCGACAGUCGAUGAGACCGACGGUACGGCGCGGCAGCUUACUCCGCGAGAGGCCCGCCUGCGGAACUUGUCCUAUGCUGCACCGGUCUUUGUGGACAUCAUCCGGCAGGUGUACCAAGAGAACGCGGAUGGCGAAAGGACCUUGACGCAGGAGGACAAGUACUCCAAGGUAUUCCUCAUGAGGAUGCCCAUCAUGGUCAGGACUGAGUACUGCUGGCUCAAAAACGCCAACGACCGCGUUUUGACAGAAUUUGGAGAGUGUCCUCUUGACCAGGGCGGCUACUUUGUCAUCAACGGCUCAGAGAAGGUGCUGAUUGCCCUGGAGCGGAUGGCAAAUAACUUUGUCUAUGCCUUUGCCAAGAAGCAACCUUCCAAAUAUGCCUGGGUCUGCGAGAUCCGGUCAUCGCUUUUCGAGGGCUCGGCCGGGAACUCUGGCUUUGCCGUGAAGCUGCUCACAAACAUGGGAUCCAAGUCCUAUUGUCGAGGGCAGCUGGUUUGCACUUGUCCCUACAUCCGGACGGAGAUUCCCUUGGUCAUCAUGUUUCGGGCCUUGGGCAUCGUGGCCGAUAGGGACAUCUUGGAGCGCAUCGUGUUUGACAUGAGCGACUUCGCCAUGCUCAAUGCGUGCCGCCUGUCCAUCGAGGAUGCCGCACCGAUCUCCACACAGGAGAUGGCGUUGGACUACAUCGCAAAGCGUGGCCCAACCAUGGGCGCCACCAAAGAUGUGCGUGUCCAGUAUGCGCGGGAGCUACUCCAAAAGGAGCUGUUGCCGCACAUUGGCAGGACGCGCAACAUCGAGGGCCGCAAGUCCUACUUUAUCGGUUACAUGACGAACCGACUUUUGCUCGGCUUCUUGGGCCGCAACCCCGAAGAUGAUCGGGACCACUUUGGCAAGAAGCGGAUUGACUUGGCAGGCGCGCUGGUGUCUGCUUCCUUCACCGGGCUCUGGCGAAAGAGCAUCAAGGAUCUUAGAAAGCUCUUGCAGCGACAGCUCGACAAGGGCAAGAUCCCAGAUAUCGUGGAGUGCGUGAAGCAGGCAUCCUGCCUGAGCCAAGGCAUGAAGUAUCAGUUCGCCACCGGCAACUGGGGUCAGGACAAAGCGGGGAAGCCAGUGCGCACAGGCAUCUCUCAGGGUCUGAACCGCCUGACCUUCAUGGCCACACUCUCCCACCUGAGGCGGAUGAUUACGCCCCUGUCUCGCUCCGGCAAGUUGGUGAAGCCAAGGCAGCUCCACAACACCCACUGGGGCCUUGUGUGUCCUGCAGAGACGCCGGAAGGGCAGGCAGUGGGGCUUGUGAAGAACAUCUCUUUAAUGUGCUGGAUUACGCUGGGGUCAGCCCAGACCAUCAUUGAGGACUUCCUGGAUGAGUGGGGCGUCCUGGACUUGAUGGAGUGCACUCCGGAGCACAUCAAGACCUACUCCAAGGUCUUCUUGAACGGCAUUUGGAUGGGAAUGCACAGAAAUCCAGCAGAGUUGAGGAACACGCUCCAGAGCCUGCGGCGAAGGAAAGACAUCGACUCAGAGGUUUCCAUCCAGCAGGAUCUGAAGAACAACGAGAUUCGGAUUGCUUCCGACUGCGGUAGGUGUUCUCGUCCGCUCUACAUUGUGGAUUACAAGCAGCAGGAGGUGCUGAUCAACGGGCAUCAUGUUGAGAAGGUCAAGAACGGCGAGUGGGAAUGGGGCACCCUCAUGCGUGAAGGACUCAUUGAGUAUCUCGAUGCCGAAGAGGAGGAGUGCUCCAUGGUGGCGAUGUUCAUCCACGACUUGGUGAAGACCAAAGCAUACUGCAAGACCUAUACUCAUGCGGAGAUUCAUCCUGCCAUGAUUUUCGGCAUCUGCGCAUCCAUCAUCCCCUUUCCGGACCACAACAUGAGCCCCAGGAACGUCUUCCAAUCCGCCAUGGGCAAGCAGGCCAUCGGCGUUUUCGGCACCAACUUCUACGCUCGCAUGGACACGUUUGCAUGCGUCAUGUGCUACCCCAUGAAGCCAUUUGUGGGCACAAGAUCCAUGAACUACCUGCGCUUCAGAGAGAUGCCGGCGGGAGUCAACACGAUAGUGUUCAUCAUGUGCUACACAGGCUACAACCAGGAGGAUUCGCUCAUGUUGGGUCAAUCCUCGGUGGACCGUGGGUUCAUGCGCGCAGUGUCCUACCGCUGCUACGCAGCGGAGGAGAAGUGGGAAGGGAAGAAGCCAGUGGACGAGUUUUGCCGACCAAAGGAUUUCCGAACGAUCGGCCUGAAAAACGGGAACUACAAGUUGCUGGACUACGACGGCUUGGCCGAACCAGCCAGUCGCGUUUUAGGCGACGAUGUGCUGAUUGGCCGGACCUCAGCCCUGCCACCAGACAUGAUGAAAGCGGAAGUGGGACCAGCGAGAUACGACCGCAAGGACAGCUCCAUUCUCUGCAGAACUGCGGAGAGCGGCGUAGUGGACCAGGUCUUGGUGAGUCUCAACAAGGAUGGGUACAAGUUUACGAAAGUUCGCUUGCGGACCCUCAAGAUCCCAGAGGUUGGCGACAAGUUCGCGUCCAGGCAUGGCCAGAAGGGUACGCUGGGGAUCAUGUACCGCCAAGAGGACAUGCCCUUCACCCACUUUGGAGUUACGCCUGACAUUAUCAUGAACCCCCACGCCAUUCCUUCACGGAUGACCAUCGGCCACUUGGUGGAGCAGCUCACUGGCAAGGUGGGCGCAUUGGUCGGUUGUCAAGGCGAUGCCACACCGUUCACUCGUGUAACGGUGAAGGACAUCUCCGGCAGGUUGCACGACAUGGGCUUCCAGAGAUUCGGGAACGAGAAGGUCUGGAACGGACACACUGGGCGACCGCUCACCAACAAGAUCUUCGUCGGGCCUGUGUACUAUCAGCGCCUGAAGCAUAUGGUGAGCGACAAGGUACAGUCCAGAUCAAGAGGUCCAGUUCAGACCUUGGUGCGGCAGCCAACAGAAGGCCGUGCCAAAGAGGGCGGGCUGCGGUUUGGUGAGAUGGAGCGUGAUUGCAUCAUCUCCCACGGCGCUGCCAAGUUCCUCAAGGAGCGGCUGUUCGACGUGUCUGAUGCUCACAGAAUUCACGUCUGCGAUACGUGUGGCCUCUUUGCCAUUGCAAAGCUCAGCAAAGACACUUACGAGUGCAAGCUGUGCAAGGACAAGGCCAACGUCUCGCAGGUUUGCUUGCCGUACGCGUGCAAGCUGAUGAUUCAAGAGCUGAUGACCAUGAACAUCCUGCCCCGUCUGGUUCUUCAUGUUCAGUGAAGUGCAACUCCGCUGGAUUGGACCCGAAAAAAAUGGUUGCCGUUGGACCGUGUUGAAGGGCCACAGAGAGGCCCGAACAUGGGCCCUGGUUGGUCAUUUCUUCCUGCGCACAGCAUCG